AUGAUCAAGGGAAGAGCCGUUUUUAAGAAUGCUGCUAAGGGAUGGGCUUCCAUUGGUUUCCGAACAGGAUUUGAUUACAUGACUUUAGUGGACGACAAUGGAGGAACUGAUUACCCAAAGAUGGGUUCAUCCACUUUUUACGUAGGCUUCCGAGAUGCUUACCUUAAUCAUUAUUUUCAAGAAUAUACAAGUAAUAGCGACGCGACUCCUCAGCUCUGUUCAAAGCAAUCAGGCAUCGGCUUCACCCGAUCCUUGAACACUUCCCAAACGAAUAGUGAUGAUAUUCACAUAAUAUUUGAACGGCCUCUAAUCAUGACAACCUCAGUGCUAGGGUAUUACCAAUUUCAAAACGGAGACAAUUCAAGCAUCAUGUUUGCAAAAAACACUGAAAAACCUGUUCCUGCUUCGAAAUAUUUAGAUGACAUGUGCCGUCAUAAUCAUGCAGAAGUGAUGCCCUUAAACUUUUUUGCUCCAAGUACUUGUCUGGACUCGCACCUAAUACCACCAGUUCCAGACUAUUUGGAGCCAUUGCCAUCGGAUUAUUACGACAAGUUUUCAAAAGAAAAAUCAAAAUCAAAUCCAUCUCGUUCGAUUUCCUUGUUGAAUGCGUUUAUUUUGUAUUUUGUGAUUGGUGUCACGUUGUUUUACAUGAGAAAUGCUUAA
Messenger RNA from Naegleria lovaniensis, 663 nucleotides. RefSeq lists its product as uncharacterized. The transcript has 3 exons. Bases 1 to 663 code for a protein of 220 amino acids. The record is from RefSeq and is a predicted model, not a curated record. NCBI's taxonomy places the organism in Eukaryota, Heterolobosea, Eutetramitea, Acrasida, Naegleriidae.